CCUCUGUCUUCUCUCCUACCCAUUAAUCUCUGUCUCCCUCUCUCUCUCUCCAAAACGUCCUUCUCUCUCUAAAAGUCUAGGGUUUUUGGUCUAUCCCUUCGAAGGAUUCCCUUUUCCAGUGGGGGGGAAUUAAAAAACUUGACCUCCUGUUCAUGGGCUGUUUUGCCAAUUCUUGACACAAUUCAGAGAACAAUUCUCAGUUUGGAAUGGAGGUCCCAGGGAUGGAUGAGAUCAAUAAGACUGAAAGUCAUUUGACAUCAGCUGCAGCUUUUGUGGAGGGGGGAAUUCAAGAAUCCUGUGAUGAUGCUUGCAGUAUAUGCCUGGAGGCCUUCAUUGAGAGUGACCCUUCAACAGUGACUACUUGCAAGCAUGAGUUCCACCUUCAGUGCAUUCUUGAAUGGUGCCAGAGAAGCUCUAACUGUCCAAUGUGUUGGCAAUCCAUUAGCUUGAAGGAUCCUUCCAGUCAGGAAUUGCUUGAAGCUGUGGAACGGGAGAGGAGCUUUAGGUUUAAUCCUUCAAGGAAUUCCACUAUAUUCCAUCAUCCCACCCUUGGGGGUUUCGAAUUACAGCAUUUACCAGUUGGUGCAAAUGAUGCUGAGCUUGAAGAGCGAAUUAUCCAGCACUUGGCUGCUGCUGCUGCAAUGGGAAGGGCCCACCACCACAUUGCUCGGAGGGAUGGCCCAAGGAGUCGGUCAUCUGUUCAUGGUCGUCCACAGUUCGUGGUGCUUUCCUCUCAUCCUAAUUCACCUCCUGCUUAUCUGGCACCUGUAGGAGGGGAAUCUGAACCAGCUACUAUUACUGUAGCUAGUCCAUCUGUUCCACUUGCUGGUGGGGAUGAACCGCAACAGCAUAGGCACCAGUUUCAUUCUGUUCAAACUGAUCAAUUUUCCUCCUCAUCCUCUGGAUCUACCAUGAUACCGGGAAAUCGACAAGGAAUAUCUGCUCAUAAUCGUCAAACUUCCCUGCCAAAUCAAGAUAGAGCAGGACCAUCGGAUUUACAGUCAUUUUCAGAAUCAGUGAAAUCUCGAUUUAAUUCGAUGUCAAUGAGAUACAAAGAGACAAUUUCAAAGGGUACAAGGGGGUGGAGGGAGAGGCUGUUCUCUCGUAGUAACACUUCUGUGGCAGACAUUGGUUCUGAAGUUAGGAGGGAAGUGAAUGCUGGAAUUGCUAGCGUCUCUCGCUUGAUGGAGCGCCUUGAAACCAGAGAAAAUAGCAGAGCGGACCAUGCUUCAGCUUCACAUAAUCUAGCCGGUCCUUCAGUUACAGAGCAGCUCAACCAAAAUAAUGUGGAAACUCGUCAUGAAACCUCACGGAAUGACAGCAGCACUGCAGCUAUUGCUGCUAGUUCAGUUUCAAAUUAAGUUCUUGGAAAUUAUUUAAGCAAUCUGCAUCUGUCCUCAGCAUUUCAUGUUUGAAGGUUGUGAACCCCUUGUCUUCAGAGAUGACAUGCUGAGGGUAAGAUGCAUAGCAUUUUAGGCCGAAGGGGGACUGUAAAGAGCCAGGAACCAUUGUGGUCCGAUCCCAAUAAAGGAAAGGAAGUCAGUGAGAGAGAGGGAGAGAGAGAGAGCUUUGAUAUCAACGGACGACAAUACCUUUUUAUUUAAACGGGUAUGUGCCUGUAAAUUAUUUUAUGUUUAUAUAAAAAUUCAGAUUCGGUAUCAAAUAUGUCGCACAAUUUGUUACAUAUGCUUAUGGAAAUAUUAAUAUGAACCUGGAAGUGACUACUUCUGGCUUGUUUUAUAAAUGGUUAGUACUCUUAUGUAUUCA
Messenger RNA from Camellia sinensis, 1767 nucleotides. The record is from RefSeq and is a predicted model, not a curated record. Lineage: Eukaryota; Viridiplantae; Streptophyta; Magnoliopsida; Ericales; Theaceae.